GAACUAAGAAAAGGAAUAAAGAAAACCACAGACCAGAAAUAUACUUAAACAAUAUGGCCGAUGCACGCUAUUGUAAAAAUAACGAAAAAGUGUUGUGUUUUGUAAGAAUUAAGUGAUUAUAUGACUAUUUCUAAGUUAGAUUUAGUGAUAAAAUGGCUACAAAAACUUGGAAAAUUGAAAAGGACCUGUGUCGGUGCUGUCAUGCGGAGGGUGCUUUCGACAACUUGGCGGAGCCGCGUACCUUCCUGGAUAAAGUAGAAGUUUAUUCAGACAUGCUUAGAGAAUGCCUUGAUAUUGACAUUCCCCCUGUGCCUGGUGAACUAUGCGCCAUAACCUACACAAUAUGCAAUGCAUGCAUCGCCCGGCUGAGGGAUGCGUGCAACUUCAAGAAGCAAGUGCAGGACUGCGAACAGAGAUUCAUGACUUUAUACUACAAGAAUGCUAUACAAGGACUCAAACCAGCAACAAAAGUGAAGGAAGAAAUAGAAGUAUCCAUAGAACGGCCUCAGUCUGACACGGAAGCAGAUAACAUAGUUUUAAAGAAGGAAGAUGAAGAUGAUGACGACGACCACUUCUUGGGAGGCGACGACGACGAUGGCAUGAGUGAUGAUGACCUACCAAUCAAACCUCCCAAACAAUCUGUGUCCACCAUGAAGACCCGACCGAAGCCCAAACCGAAGCCCAAAGCUCCACCAGUGGUGAAAAAGCUGAAGCCACCACCGAAACCGAAGAAGAAGGAAGAACCGAAGCCGGCGAAGGAGAAAAAAGGGUGGAUACAACGUGUGAGACGCGGGAGGGAUUAUAGAACAGAUGGCGACGGAUUUAUCUGCUCCCACUGCGAAGAGUGGUUCGAAAAAGUGCGUCAUUUGUACCGCCACUUGCAUAAGGAACAUAUUGUGAACAAUACAGAGAAAGGCAAACGCAAAAAACUGAAGGUGAUAUACAAGAAAGAUUAUACAAUAGAUGGCGCUCAAUUCGUGUGCUCCCACUGCAAUCAGGCGUGUGAUAAAGUUAGUGCAAUCUGUCAUCACGUACGUACCAUACAUUUCAAUAUCGUCAAACCAAAACCAGUGGGUCGCCCAGUCAAACGCGUUAAAGAUUAUUUGACUGCUGGCGGCAAAUUUCUCUGCGCUCACUGCGACGAGACCUACGACGAAAUGUCUGAAUUAUUCACUCACAUACGUGAAGAACAUUACGAUGCACAGAAUCUCCAAGUCAAGAGCGGGAAAGACUACAAAAUGUUUGGCGACGAAUACCUCUGCACGCACUGCAAGAAAUUAUUCGAAAGAAUUAAGCCAUUGUACCUGCACAUCAUUACUGAUCAUUACAAGAUACCCAAUAACCAACUCUUAGUUAGAUCCGCGAGGGAUUACAUGAAAGAUGGCGACCGAUUCGUUUGCAGACAUUGCGAUAAAAUUUGCGUUACAAGCGAUCAUAUCUAUAAUCACUUGCGUAACGCCCAUUCCAUUAUCCAGAUCCCAAGAUACACUUGCGCGGUUUGUAACACGGGGUUCCAAACCGAGACCGAGUUCGUGAAACACAAGUUGGAGGAACACAAUCUAGACGAACGGUACGAGUGCAAAGCAUGUAACGCCAAAUUCAACGCGAAACACACAUUGUCAAAGCACGUCAGUGGUUUCCACUUGCAAGGGAAGAAACGGAAGUGCCCUUUGUGUGACUACGAAGCCUACCACGCGAAUAAUAUGAAUAGGCAUAUGUAUAUACAUAAGACAGAGAAGAGCUUUAAGUGUAAGUUUUGUAAAAAGGCCUACCUGAGGUUGGCAACAUUGCGUCUACACGAGCGUAUACACACAGGCGAUAGACGAUACAAAUGUCAAGUUUGCGACAAGACGUUCGUGCAGAAGGCGAGUCUUAACUACCACAUGGCCAAGUAUCACCCCGAAGUGAACUUUUAAAACAUAAUCAAUAUAAGCCUUAGUAUGUAUACACAUACGUAGUAUGUAUACAUAAGACAGAGAAGAGCUAUAAGUGUAAGUUUUGUAACAAGGCCUACCUGAGGUUGGCAACAUUGCGUCUACACGAGCGUAUACACACAGGCGAUAGACGAUACAAAUGUCAAGUUUGCGACAAGACGUUCGUGCAGAAGGCGAGUCUUAACUACCACAUGGCCAAGUAUCACCCCGAAGUGAACUUUUAAAACAUAAUCAAUAUAAGCCUUAGUAUGUAUACACAUACGUAGUAUGUAUACAUAAGACAGAGAAGAGCUAUAAGUGUAAGUUUUGUAAAAAGGCCUACCUGAGGUUGGCAACAUUGCGUCUACACGAGCGUAUACACACAGGCGAUAGACGAUAUAAAUGUCAAGUUUGCGACAAGACGUUCGUGCAGAAGGCGAGUCUUAACUACCACAUGGCCAAGUAUCACCCCGAAGUGAACUUUUAAAACAUAAUCAAUAUAAGCCUUAGUAUGUAUACAUAAGACAGAGAAGAACUAUAAGUGUAAGUUUUGUAAAAAGGCCUACCUGAGGUUGGCAACAUUGCGUCAUCACGAGCGUAUACACACAGGCGAUAGACGAUAUAAAUGUCAAGUUUGUGACAAGACGUUCGUGCAGAAGGCGAGUCUUAACCACAUGGCCAAGUA
Maniola jurtina (meadow brown) is the source of this 2598-nucleotide messenger RNA. RefSeq names its product zinc finger protein 358-like. Gene Ontology annotation, molecular function: RNA polymerase II cis-regulatory region sequence-specific DNA binding; zinc ion binding; DNA-binding transcription factor activity, RNA polymerase II-specific. The record is from RefSeq and is a predicted model, not a curated record. Gene Ontology annotation, biological process: regulation of transcription by RNA polymerase II. Bases 153 to 1916 code for a protein of 587 amino acids. NCBI's taxonomy places the organism in Eukaryota, Metazoa, Arthropoda, Insecta, Lepidoptera, Nymphalidae. Gene Ontology annotation, cellular component: nucleus. The transcript has 6 exons.